GUCCCUGCUACGGUGGAUGCCCUGCAGCCCGUCAUCAACAUCGUGGUUCUCCAGCUGCUGAGUUACCACCUGACUGUGCUGCGGGGCUUGGAUGUCGAUCAACCGCGAAACCUUGCGAAGUCCAUAACAGUCACGGAAGAGAUUUUGCCUGCGUGA
This is a messenger RNA of Ostreobium quekettii, 156 nucleotides long. The record is from the annotation of a GenBank genome assembly. NCBI's taxonomy places the organism in Eukaryota, Viridiplantae, Chlorophyta, Ulvophyceae, Bryopsidales, Ostreobiaceae.